AUCAUGAUCUCAAAUGCUGAAGAACAUGGGAAAGAAUGGCCACCCAUGCUCGUAUGAUGACCCUGGUUACUUGAGGUCCAUGCAAGCCUUUCGGAAGGCACUGGCAUGAAGAGCGCCCCGGAUGUUCCCGUCUCGUUUUCUUUUCCUCUUUUUUGUUUGUUACAUUGUUCCCCUGCCCCUGCAACACACCAACGCUAAACCACCCUUUUAUUCUCUCUCCCGAUACAGGCAGGUGUCACGGACGAACCUAGUACCUUCAUAUACCCCCGAGUGGGUACUCAAGUACAACAGGAUGAAGCUGGAUCGAUUCCCAACUGGCCUCCGCGGGCUUAUUGCGAACGAAGCUACUAGACAUAGCUUCUGCCACCUUAAACACCCUAGUCGGUCAACGGGACUGGAUGGAAGCGGGUGGGCGUCCGCGCUGCCGCCUAAGACCACGCAAGUCUGGCCAGUAGUGCGCCGGCUCGAUAUUACAUCGUCGAAUCAUCAAAUCAUGGUCUGACAUCUUUUGGCGAGGUGUUAGCCAUGCUCGGUUCACCUAGCGGUUUCGCAGGGUGGCGUUGAACUAAUCGUAUCUGCUAUUUCUCCCCAUUAGCUGGGUUGGUGGAAGUACCAUACUCGAAUUUACUGUCAGUUAAAAACACAUGGGCAGGAAUCCAAUGAUGGUGCAACAAAGGGGCUUGAAUUGCCUGUUACUG
Messenger RNA from Aspergillus vadensis CBS 113365, 698 nucleotides. RefSeq lists its product as uncharacterized. The record is from RefSeq and is a predicted model, not a curated record. The transcript is spliced from 3 exons. NCBI's taxonomy places the organism in Eukaryota, Fungi, Ascomycota, Eurotiomycetes, Eurotiales, Aspergillaceae. The coding region runs from base 122 to 502 and encodes 126 amino acids.